AUGGCAUCUGCCUCGCCUUUAAGAACGGUAGACACAAACACCUGCUCACCUCCUCGAGUUCGGCCAGUCCUGUCUACCAGAACUUCGAUCAACUCCAGGGCCAGUAGCAUACCUACUACUCCUCUCGACGGGAUACCUGGGGAGUUGUGGCCACGAAUCCUCCGAACUUCUGCUGCCGCUGAGACCAGUAAUCCUGAGCUUUCAGUCGACGAAAUCACCUCCACAAGACUGUCUCUCGACGAUCAGGCCAUCCUGGCCAAUACGCCCAGAGAGGGUAGCCGCAAAGAGGCACUAUCCCGCAAGCUUGUCAUCAGAAUGGCGUUUGGUGGCAUGUGGGGAGAAAACAGUGACCGUCUCAAGAGAAUGACAAAGAGGUUGAAGAAUAUACCAAAUGGCUUAUUCACACGCAAACGAUCGCUAGAAACACUGCCAACUCCAACCACUCUCUCGCAGCCUCUUCCAGAGCCGACGCUGCCGCAGUUGGAACUUACCACUGAACUCUGCGUUCAGACAACGGGCACAUCGUCAAAUACGGAAGAUUUCGAUGAGAGCAAAUCAAACACGCCUGUGAUGGAUUACGAGUGCAAAAUCAAGGUAUCAGGGUCAUGCCCUGGAGAGAUGGCAAAGAUAUCCUCUUUCAUUCGCGAAGAUCUUCAUGAAGCUACAAAUAAAGACCGUACUCUACCGCCCUUGUGUUCGGGCAACCCCAAGCGACUACCACGUCAUUUCAGAAUGGCUCCUGUCUAUGGUCACGCAGCCUCAACAUCAACGGUCAACUCGAUUCCUAUCGCUGAAGACCGCUUGCUCCGUGUUCCACGCCCAUUGAAGGUCUCCUCUCGACAAACUGUCACGAGGGCUUCCUCCGUCGGGAGCGUCGAUGAGAUGCGGAGCCGUGCUUUUGGAAGCCGACGAGUCAGUCGACCUAGCUUGUCUAGUGGAUCAGCCAGACACAGCUACACUCCCAGCAUCAGCCGGACAUCACUGUCGGCGUCUCGUCCUGCCACCCACGCGGGGUCGAUAUCUUCUUCAAGCACUACCAUAGCCCCUCCGCGGAGACCAGUUGUAUACAUGGACACACCUAUCUCGCGUUCUGAUUAUAUUUUUAAUGGUUAUGACUCGAGGAAGCGCCCAUCAGGAGCCUCCACAGCACGGCCCGUGUCCAAAGGAGCUUCCAUCCGGAGCAGUCAAGAUAGUCAUGCAAAUCUAUCCUUGAACUUACCUCCAGAAGUCGAAAUCGGCCUCGGGGACAUACCCGGGUACAAAAAGGUCCCACUCUACACCCCUAGGAGAUUCGAAGUGGCAGAACUCUCUGGAUCCUCACAACAAGACGAGGCAGUCGAGCAGAAACAGAGAUUUUUCCCUCACUCCGGACCGAAGAACUCCAGUCCAACGAUAUCAGACAUCUCAUUUGGUUCACUACGGGGACAAACAUCCAUCCAAUCACAUCUUGAAAGAGAAGCCAUGGUUCGAGAACAAAAAAGCGAGUCCGAGACCCCUCCAGCCAUGGGUGGUUGUGAGAAGCUCUCUAGAGCCCUGUGUGGUGCUUGGUCGGAGAGUACUACCCGACUUUGGCAGAAGGGGUGCAAGCGGCACGGUCUCUAG
This is a messenger RNA of Cladophialophora bantiana CBS 173.52, 1602 nucleotides long. RefSeq lists its product as uncharacterized. The transcript has 4 exons. The record is from RefSeq and is a predicted model, not a curated record. Lineage: Eukaryota; Fungi; Ascomycota; Eurotiomycetes; Chaetothyriales; Herpotrichiellaceae. The coding region runs from base 1 to 1602 and encodes 533 amino acids.